CUAGUAGCCAGACUCUCGCUCCUAGCUUCGGAAGAGAAAGGAGAAGGAGCUCUCAUUUCCCAUUCUGUGAGCAGAGAUGGCUUCGGAUCCCAAAAUUUAUGUGUUUGAGGAUGUAUCGAAGCACAAUCAAAUCAAGGAUUGCUGGCUUAUAAUCCACGGAAAGGUUUAUGAUGUGACUCCAUUUAUGGAGGAUCAUCCAGGAGGUGCUGAGGUCUUGCUAGCAGCAACUGGAAAAGAUGCAAAAAGCGAUUUUGAAGAUGUGGGCCACAGCGAAUCUGCAAAAGAAAUGAUGGAUACAUACUACAUUGGUGAAAUCGAUGUCUCAACUAUCCAGGCAAAACGUAACUACCUUCCUCCUGGGACAGCAGCCUACAAUCCUGAUAAAAGUGGCAAGAUGGUGAUAAAGAUUUUACAGUUCCUAGUGCCCCUUAUGAUUUUGGGCCUGGCCUUAACUGUUAGACACUAUACGAAAGUAGACUAGACGAAUCAACAGGAACUGAUUUUGUUUCCUGUACUUACAACUAUGAUAUAGUGGUGGUGCAUGUGUCGGGAAGAAUUUCAGCUCACCUUCUGGUUUUUUAAAGUUCAUUGCAAUUAGAAUUUCUUACUCCAAAGUUCCAUACUCA
This is a messenger RNA of Magnolia sinica, 626 nucleotides long. RefSeq names its product cytochrome b5-like. The coding region runs from base 77 to 481 and encodes 134 amino acids. The record is from RefSeq and is a predicted model, not a curated record. The transcript is spliced from 4 exons. Lineage: Eukaryota; Viridiplantae; Streptophyta; Magnoliopsida; Magnoliales; Magnoliaceae. Gene Ontology annotation, cellular component: intracellular membrane-bounded organelle; membrane. Gene Ontology annotation, molecular function: heme binding.